AUGGGGAAAAAGUGCGUCGCUUACGGCUGUACUAAUGUAAAUGAGGAUGGCGUGUCUUUACACAACUUCCCAAACCCUACAACGGAGAAGGAGCGAUUUGACGGAACAGACAAGUCAAACGUACGCGUGUUGAUUGGACCUGGCCUCCGCUCCCUGUCUGUCCGCUCACUGUCUGUCCGCUCACUGUCUGUCCCCUCCCUGUCUGUCCGCUCACUGUCUGUCCGCUCACUGUCUGUCCGCUCCCUGUCUGUCCGCUCCCUGUCUGUCCGCUCCCUGUCUGUCUGCUGCGUGUCUGUCUGCUGCGUGUCUGUCUGCUCCCUGUCUGUCCGCUCCCUGUCUGUCCGCUCCCUGUCUGUCCCCUCCCUGUCUGUCCCCUCCCUGUCUGUCCGCUCCCUGUCUGUCCGCUCCCUGUCUGUCCGCUCCCUGUCUGUCCGCUCCCUGUCUGUCCCCUCCCUGUCUGUCCGCUCCCUGUCUGUCCCCUCCCUGUCUGUCCGCUCCCUGUCUGUCCCCUCCCUGUCUGUCCGCUCCCUGUCUGUCCGCUCACUGUCUGUCCCCUCCCUGUCUGUCCGCUCACUGUCUGUCCGCUCACUGUCUGUCCGCUCACUGUCUGUCCGCUCCCUGUCUGUCCGCUCCCUGUCUGUCCGCUCCCUGUCUGUCCGCUCCCUGUCUGUCCGCUCCCUGUCUGUCCCCUCCCUGUCUGUCCCCUCCCUGUCUGUCCGCUCCCUGUCUGUCCGCUCCCUGUCUGUCCGCUCCCUGUCUGUCCGCUCCCUGUCUGUCCCCUCCCUGUCUGUCCGCUCCCUGUCUGUCCCCUCCCUGUCUGUCCGCUCCCUGUCUGUCCGCUCACUGUCUGUCCGCUCCCUGUCUGUCCGCUCACUGUCUGUCCGCUCCCUGUCUGUCCGCUCACUGUCUGUCCGCUCCCUGUCUGUCCGCUCCCUGUCUGUCCGCUCCCUGUCUGUCCGCUCCCUGUCUGUCCCCUCCCUGUCUGUCCGCUCCCUGUCUGUCCGCUCCCUGUCUGUCCGCUCCCUGUCUGUCCGCUCACUGUCUGUCCGCUCCCUGUCUGUCCGCUGCGUGUCUGUCUGCUGCGUGUCUGUCUGCUCCCUGUCUGUCCGCUCACUGUCUGUCCGCUCCCUGUCUGUCCGCUCCCUGUCUGUCCGCUCCCUGUCUGUCCGCUCCCUGUCUGUCUGCUCACUGUCUGUCCGCUCCCUGUCUGUCCGCUCCCUGUCUGUCCGCUCCCUGUCUGUCCGCUCCCUGUCUGUCUGCUCCCUGUCUGUCCGCUCCCUGUCUGUCCGCUCCCUGUCUGUCCGCUCCCUGUCUGUCUGCUCACUGUCUGUCCGCUCCCUGUCUGUCCGCUCCCUGUCUGUCUGCUGCGUGUCUGUUCUGAGCACUUCACCCAGGACUCGUUUGUACACAUUAAUUCGGUGGCUAUAA
Knipowitschia caucasica is the source of this 1428-nucleotide messenger RNA. Lineage: Eukaryota; Metazoa; Chordata; Actinopteri; Gobiiformes; Gobiidae. The record is from the annotation of a GenBank genome assembly.